This is a messenger RNA of Aspergillus piperis CBS 112811, 425 nucleotides long. RefSeq lists its product as uncharacterized. NCBI's taxonomy places the organism in Eukaryota, Fungi, Ascomycota, Eurotiomycetes, Eurotiales, Aspergillaceae. The record is from RefSeq and is a predicted model, not a curated record. The coding region runs from base 44 to 232 and encodes 62 amino acids. The transcript has a single exon.
CAAACUCAAGGUGACUCGGUACUAUGGUCGAACCCAAAUUGCAAUGAACCGGUUCCCCGUACUUAGUAAAUCGUGCUAUGGAUCUCUCAUGGACACAUUAAGGUUCACUUCAGCCGCUCCUCUCUCUCUCUCUCCCUCUCUAUUGAUGGAUUGUUGCCCUUCCGUCGCUGCUGGGAAUUCCCUGGUUGAAACCAAUAGAUUGGCACUUAUCGAUGCUUCCAGACCCCGAUAAUUCGGAAAAUAAGCGAAACUUGUCAAGUGAGUGUCCUUCGGGCAAUUUUCUAAGGUUUUAGUCCAUGGGCCCGUGAGCCGGGGAAGCAUGUAGGAGCGCAAGCACAUAUGCCAUCUAUGGACAUAGACUCAGCGAGAGUUUACGAGUGAGUUCGUGCCUGGCGGCCACUGCGUGCGAGCGAUUUCUGAUCGAG